Messenger RNA from Xylona heveae TC161, 1893 nucleotides. RefSeq lists its product as hypothetical. Gene Ontology annotation, biological process: protein dephosphorylation. Bases 295 to 1524 code for a protein of 409 amino acids. NCBI's taxonomy places the organism in Eukaryota, Fungi, Ascomycota, Xylonomycetes, Xylonales, Xylonaceae. The record is from RefSeq and is a predicted model, not a curated record. The transcript has 3 exons. Gene Ontology annotation, molecular function: protein tyrosine phosphatase activity.
GGGCUGCAUCACGCACCUUUCCAUUUGGAUUUUUCUUGGGUGUCAUCCGGUGUCCUUCGCCUUCCCACUGCGCACUCAAUUUCCUCGCCCUGGUGGUCCCUGACGUCCCCACAGCGCUUUUGGCGAUAAAUCUGCAGUGGGCAUAGUCGCUCCUGCACCGUGCUGCAUCGAGACAUCACCGCUAACCGCCUUGCUCGCCUUGCUCGCCCAACCACCGUCAGCUCGGUCAACCUGCAUCACCUCCGAGUCCAUUGGCGGCGCAAAGCUGCAGGCAAUCGCCCAGCCGAGCAGGCUAUGGCUGCGCCCUUGUCAGUACCGAGACCUGCCGCUGCUUCGUCUUCAACUUCCUCCAGCCCUCCUUCGUCACGUGAGCAAUCUCGAAAUGCUCUAGUAGAACUUCAUCCGCCGGCGUUUUUACGCCAAAGUCGCCUUGCAUUGCGGCAAAAGUUCGCCAGUCUCACUGUUCUCCAAAGAGGACGGCUUGAGGAUGCACACAAAAAUCCCGAGUCGAGAUUCAAAUUGCCUCAAGAUGAGGCAUCCUUGGUGCGGAAUCGUUACUUGGACAUUCAGCCUUGGGCCAAUUCUCGAGUCCACCUCAAAGUUCCAGAGGGUGAAUGCGACUAUAUAAACGCUUCUCCUGUGUCUCUGCAGAGCUCGACUGGUACAGUAGAAAAGUAUAUUUCAACCCAGGGUCCCAAGAACCUAUUGUUUGGUCAUUUUUGGGGAAUGGUCUGGCAUGAGACUGCAGAUGUGGCAGUCAUUGUUAUGCUCACAAGGACGUUUGAGAGUGGACGCGAGAAAUGCUCACAGUACUUCCCAGCAGAGAUGGGAAGUGAGCCAAUGAUGUUCCAAGUGAGCACAGAAUCAAGCAAAGAGGUCGAAGGAAGCAUCAGGCUUGAGGAAUAUUCCGAAGAUGAUGCUACUCGGUCCAUUAUUCGUAAACUUUCAUUGCGUGUGGGCGAGGUUGAGAAGACAGUCUGGCAUUUUCUCUUUGCUGGCUGGCCUGAUCACACCAUCCCAGAACGCGAGGAUCGUGCUGCGUUGGUCAAGCUGAUUGCGCUAUCAGUAGAGAAGAACGAAGGCACAAACAAUCCUCGCAUUGUACAUUGUAGCGCUGGUGUCGGUCGCUCUGGAACUUUUAUCGCCCUGGACCACCUCCUGCGAGAGCUGCACUCGGGAGGAAUGGACAAUGUGCCAGAUGAUGUCGAUAAGAUAUAUGAGACAGUCACCUCCCUGCGAGAGCAACGCAUGUGGAUGGUUCAAUCGGAACCGCAAUAUGCAUUCAUCUACCAGGUACUCAUGGAGGAGUGGAAUGCAAGGCAAGCUGGAAGCAUUCCCGCUUCUCCAGAGCCGGCACAAACUGAUAAAACGCCUAUCGAUGAAGUGGAAGACAGUGAUGAGGAAGACUAUAAUGACGAAGCCGGACCCUCUGCAAAAAGAGCCAGACUCUUGGCUGAGCUAGUACAGAAUGUUCAGAAGGCAUAUGGACCUAUUCCUUCUGAGGGCGAGGAAGCAUCAAAAUAAGGCACUUCCAAUUUCUAUGACCCUACUAGCAUCUCCAAGUUGGGUUAACUUCCCUUGGAUAUUCCCUUGCUUUCUUUUCUUUUCUCUUUCUUCUCAGCAUCCACCCCUUUUUUCUUUCCCCCCCCUCAUUUUCAGCAUGCAAUAGUUUCUUUCAGUGUCUAUACAUCAGAGUGGCCGAACAGAUUUUGGCCUAGCGAAGUUUUGGCGACGAAGAUAUCCAAAUAGCGCCUUGGACUGUUUAUAUCAACUUAGAGCCUCGCGAUAGAAUAUUUCUCUAGUUUUUCAGUUUCUCAUGGGAAGAAAGAAAAGAAAAAUUGGCGCAAGCAGAGAAAUAUCGACCUAUUAACCCUGAUUCGAACGUGGACCUUU